Gadus morhua (Atlantic cod) is the source of this 4382-nucleotide messenger RNA. It is a transcript of the gene ccdc178, whose product is annotated as coiled-coil domain containing 178. The coding region runs from base 577 to 3222 and encodes 881 amino acids. The record is from RefSeq and is a predicted model, not a curated record. NCBI's taxonomy places the organism in Eukaryota, Metazoa, Chordata, Actinopteri, Gadiformes, Gadidae. The transcript is spliced from 21 exons.
AUUACAACCAGGUUGGUCACACUUUAAACACAUUUACAUCUCUCCUUCAUCAUUUAGACGAGGCAUAUCCGAAAAUUAAUUUAGAUCUACCGACCUUCAUAAUAAUAGGCCUCUUCAAUCCUGUUAUUUUUUUUAUUGUUAAUUAUUAAUUAUCUGUCACAUACGGGCGUGGACCUACUUUCCAAAAUAAGUACAAACAGAUAAUUGGAUAUAUAUUUUUUAAUUGUUUUAUUAUAAGUAAGUUCCUGAUAGGUCACACAUGCUAAACGAACACGCCCACUCUAGAGAAAGCCUCGGCCUGUGUGCGCCUCGAACACACGUUGGAGCUCUUUGUUGCUAGGCAACCGCAGCACGGGAGAUUGACAGCAGGUGAUCGCCGCGCGGGGCGUGUAUCGACCACUCACUCUCUUUCACUGAAGUUGCAAAGCCGUAGGCUAGUUCACUCUGACACAAAACAUCACAACAAAAGAGACACACAACUCAAGCGGGGACACACGGCAUCAGAUACACAACAGGGACACUGAAAUCAGGAGCGUCUUGCAAAUCGUUUGUGGUCGUUUUGUGGUCUUACAAGGCAUGCCUGAGGUGGAGCACACACGAUUCCCAUCCAGGGAGGACAGACACAACCCACCAGUUGUCAAGGACCAUGGAACCACAGAGAGCCAACCAUUCAGCAACGAGGAUCAGGCAGAUCUUCAAACCGUCUGCCCCGGCAGACGUCGCAGUUGUGCCCUGGUUAACUCUCCCUCACCGUGUGUCAACAAAGCUAUUUACCACAUCCAGGAGCUGAAGAGGAAAGUGGAGAUUUGGUGUCAACAGCCGGGGAAGAAUAUUCCCCACUGGACUCCCGACAAGAAGCAAUUCAGCAAAACUUUCAGUGACCCAGAUGCAGGAUCCAUCAUAUCUACAGAGUUGUACAUCGAAGGCAUUGGACUCACCUUAAGGGGACCAGCAGGCAGUGGGCCGUGGUCACCUCUCCGCAAGGAGACGGCCGACGCGCUGGUGGAGGUGGUGUACCUGCUGGAGCGGCUGGAGGCCGACCGGCAGGACGGCGAAGACACCCUGCUGACGGAGAAGGGGCGGAGGAAGCGGCUGGAGAAGCGGCUCCGCGGCGUGGCGCUCUGGAAGCAGCACGAGCACGCCACCGCCGUCCAGAAAGAGCACGAGGCGUGCAUCCGGGACAUCAGCGAGCUCCAGUGGCACCUGAAGCACCGGCGGGCGGCGGCCGAGGCCCAGCGGGGGAAGCUGGCCGGCCUGGAGCUGGUGAACGGGCGCCUGCGCGAGGACAUCGCCGCGGCCCAGAGGCAGGCUCCCCUGCUCGGGGAGAAGACGGAGCAGGAGACCCGCCUCCUGGAGGACCUCACCGCCGCCCAGACCCAGGCUGAUUGUGUUCAUGAAGAGGGCAGCAGUAGUCUCCAGUUACUAAAGGAGCAGCUGAAGAAGAUGGAGAAAACCCACAGCACCGGGAAGAAAGACAUGAGCUCCCAACUGAUGGACAUCAAGAUCCAACAGGCCAGCCGAGAAAUGGAGUUCAAACAGUUAAUGAUACUUUGGGAAAAGCAGUGCGUUUAUCUGAAGGAGACGCAGGAGUUAGUGGCUCUGAGGGAACAACAGUGCGCCGCCAUACAGAACCGUGUUCCUGAAAUGGAGGCGCUUGAGUCUAGUGCGGGCCAACAGGUUUUGGAAUUGGAAAUCGAAAUUGGCGAAGAGACGAGGAAAAGCGAGAAAUUAAGAGAACAACUUACUAAGUUGCACAAUGAUAUUCAGCAAACUACGCUGGAGGGCGAGGAGGAGGUCGCCCGCCUGGAGGCCGCGGUCCAAUCAAAACGCAUGGUUCUCUCGGCCAUCAGCGAGGAAAACCUCCAGAACCAAAUGGAAGAGGAGGACCUCCUCAAGAAGACGUCGGACAGCGUGAAGGCGGUGAAACAGAUGCAGAAGGACAAGAAGCUGAUGGUCAAGACGAUCAGGGAGAAGGAGGACCAGAGGGAGGCCAUCCAGGUGGAGUUGACCCAGGUGGUGGACCACCACACCGCUACCAAGGCCCGGCUGGAUGAGCAGCAGGAGAUCGCCCUCAAGGAGGAGGAGAAGAACAGGACAGCCAUCGACAGCCUGAAGAAGGAGCUGGCAAACCAGAUGAAAGCCAGGGCCCUUGUACAGAGCCAAUGUGCAAUGAUCACUGAAGAAUUACAGCGGGCGCGCUGGAGCUCAGAGCAAGCCAAUCGGAAACUACACCAGGAGCACGAGGAGGCGAUGGCGGCUAGCAGGUUGCUGGAGACCCGCAUUCAGAGGCUGAGGAAGCUCUACCAGCAGAAAACACAGAAAAUUAAGAAUUUGAAGGAGCGUUUUGGGGAAAUGCAGCGUAAACACCAGAAGACUUCGGCCAAACUCGAAGAGGAGAAAAACCUCAAAGUCGACCGAUUGAACGCUAUGAAGGAGUCCUUCACUGCCACUACAGAGAGGUUUGACUACGUUCUGAGCAGGACCAGUGACCUAACAAGAAAGUCCGAUGAGUACAACGUGUCCUCGCAAACGAUGGAGAAAACCGCCAAAACCCUCGGGAAACGCGUCGAACAUCUCCAGGCAGUUUUUGACAUGGUGGCAUUCCAGCAGCAAUCAGCCACUGGGCUAAUGAACACUCUGCAGUCAGAUAUGAAGAACUGUCUGCAGAGAACGCAGCACUGCGAGGCCGUCCACACAGCUCACUACGCUGCGAGACAAAGGAAAAUGGAAGACACGAAGGAGGCCCUGAAACAGGCACUGAGGGCCAACGCCGCGUUGGCCCAGCGGUACGGCGAGCUCCAGCAGAGCCUCCUGGCGGCCAGGACGGAGGCGGCCCGCGUGCUCCACCAGAGGAACCUCGCAGAGGGCACCUUCCAGUUCAGCGCACAGCUGUCUUUGUUGCAGGGGAGGAUGCACCAGGCUAUGGUGAAAUACUUCAAACAGCGCCGGCUUUACAGCCGGGCUGAGCUGGCCCGCUGCCAGGCUCUCUCUCGGGAGACGGGCCGGAGAGUCGGCGCAGCACAGGGCGACUUGUCAGCGGCCCUCCGGUGCCUCUCUGCGUUCCAGCGGUCGUUGACAGAUGACUCCGCCGCCGCCGCCGCUGUUGAUGCCGAUGACGAUGAUGACGGUGGUGAUGGCGUCGUGGUCAACAGACGCGCCGCCCUGCGCGUCGCCUUCAAGCUGAGCUCGGCGAACGCCCUCGCACCACGGCCGCGGCCGUAAUUGGACGUUCACCUGGACCCAGACGACUUACUUACCCCGUGCAUGCUUCACUACUCUUCCCCCAUCCCCCCCCCUCCCCCCCUCCUCCCUCUCCUCCCCUCCCCCCUAUCCUCUCUCUCCCUUUCCAUCUUCCACUCUCUCACUCUCUCACUCCAGUAGAGGCAGAUCCAUAACAAUGAAACAGGUGACUUUCAUGCUGCUGUCAGGACUGAUCUAAUUUUAGCUGGGUGAAUGAUUGCAAUUGGCUUUGCCUCAUCAGAUAAUUAAUCUAUGUCACCAUUAAUUGGGAAAAGAGAAUAAUUACAGGCGGUGUUGACAGAAAUUCUACGCUCCCCCAGAUCCCGGCGUCUAAUUAGGGGGCCCGCCGCGAGAUCCCCUGACCCGCGGCCCCCCGGGACGCACAGCGACCCGCACCCGCUUGACCGCGGCCGCGGGGAACACAUACUCCCCCCCCCCCCCCCGUCCCCCCCGUCCCAAGCAAACGCUAUGUUUUUAUUUUUUCCUGAUCAAUCCCUAACCCGCCAUACCAUACCAUCAACCCCCCCCCCCCCCACACACACACACACACCCGCUCGUAUGCAUACACACCCCACUACCCCCUCUCUAUCUUCCCUCUUGCUGUCUCCCCCCCCUCCCCCCCUCCCCCCUCUCUCUCUCUCUCCCCUCUUUGAGAGCUGUCUCCCUCAAUCACUUUUCAAUAUUCAAUCUUAAUUUUGUGGAAGUUUAGCAUUUUCAAUGAGCUGGAGAUGAAUGAUUAAUGAAUAAAUUUAAAUGCUUCAUUUUGUCCAUGGAUCAUUAGUUAAGUCCUUUGUGGGAAGGACCUGAGAAAAGGAGUGGAAAUUAUUGAGACAUUAGCCUGAAGCAAUCCAGGGGUAAAUAGUGUGCGGGAGACAGGAUGUUGUCGCCGGCGCGCCAUCCACUGGCUCCCCACAAACAACCCUGGGGAAAUGCCGCCUUCAGUUUGCCAUCUUAACUGAAACACGUCUCCAAUUGGAGACAGGAACAAAUGCGUCGCCACUGAUUCCCGUCGAUGGCGGAAAACAUGAACGCCGUCGUCAUACAUGCGCUAACGAAUUCAAGCGACGCUUUGCCCCUCCUGAUUUUAAUAUAAUCCCCGUUUUGUUUUAUUUAUUUUUAUCUUUUUACUUCUUACUAAUAAA